Molecule: messenger RNA, 3229 nt
Organism: Lutzomyia longipalpis
Lineage: Eukaryota; Metazoa; Arthropoda; Insecta; Diptera; Psychodidae
Product: muscle LIM protein Mlp84B-like
Exons: 9
Coding region: 1071-2555 (494 amino acids)
Biological process (GO): muscle tissue development; sarcomere organization
Cellular component (GO): nucleus; Z disc; cytoplasm
Molecular function (GO): actinin binding; structural constituent of muscle
Source: RefSeq, a predicted model, not a curated record
CUACCCAGCGCACAUCCACCCUCCGAGUCAUUCGAAUACAGUGAUAGUCAGCGUCGACUACACAAUCUCUUCAUCCGACCUAUUCCAAAUUCACUGGAGAUCGUGUGUUAUCAUUUUUUUGAUUAAUUUUACCUUUUUUAUCGAUAUCGACCAGGUAACUAACUACUAGAGAGAAAUAAAAAGUCUAUUGAGGUACUUGCUGUGCUGUUAAAGUUAAAUCAAAGUAGAGAAAAAAAUUAAGAAGCAAUGUGAAAGAAACCUGCAAAAGGGAAACAAAAAAAAUUAAAUUGUGCCAAAACGUGAGAGUUUAGAAAAAAAACUUCUUUUGUGAAAAUUGAAAGUGAAAAUGGGAAAAUAAAUUACAACAAUUACUCCCUCCUUUACCACCAACAAAUAACUGUGUUGACUUGCAAGAAGUUGAUUCAAUUUGUAAUUGCAAUAGUAAUGCAAGAAUCCGUGAGAGACUAUAUCUUCUCAAUUGAGAAAUCCUUCAUACUACCACCCACACAUAAAAAUUUUUAGCUACAACGUGCUUCUUUUUCUUUGCCUUUGUUACAAGAGAAAAAAUAAAACAAAGUUGCUGAAAUGUUCAUUAAUAUGUUAGAAAAGAAGAAGAAGGAAAAAAACUCCGGAGCGUGGUAAUCGAAGCCAUGGUGACCUAAUAUGGACAGCCUAAAAUAGCCUGAAUUGCUAUGGUCUGGCACAACUCCAAAGAAAAUAUCCCACGCUUUCAGAAAAUUCAUUUCGGAGCGACGGCAAGUAUGCUCUUGCGGGGGGUUUAAAAGGGAGUUUAAACUUCCCACCAAAAAGCCCCACAAUGCAACAAAUUUUCUUUCACGGUGUUAAUUAUGAUGCACCAAUACGAAUUUUACCUACAUACAAUGCAGUUAAUGGGUAGUUUCUUCUAAGUAUUAUUUUUAGUGUUGCCAAAAGAUGCUUGAAAACAAGUGCACAAUUAUUUGGAACAAAUUGUGUAAUAUAUUAUUAAAUUUUCUUCAACACCUUUCAUAUUCAGCUGCAUCUCUUGCAGCCUAAAAUAGACGGAGAUCCUCUUCACGUAAGAAAUCAAGAUGCCUUUCAAGCCAGUUGAGAACCCAAAGUGCCCAAAAUGCGGAAAGUCCGUGUAUGCAGCUGAAGAGCGUGUUGCCGGUGGAUACAAAUUCCACAAGACCUGCUUCAAAUGUGGAAUGUGCAACAAAGCUCUGGACUCAACGAACUGCACAGAACACGAAAAAGAGCUUUUCUGCAAGAACUGCCACGCCCGAAAGUACGGACCUAAGGGAUAUGGUUUCGGUGGUGGUGCCGGAUGUCUCUCAAUGGACACUGGAUCCCAUUUACAAACUGACGGUGCUCCAAUUGAGAUACGGAACGGUGCUUGCCUGGAACCCAGGGUCAUUGCUAGGGCACCUGAAGGACAUGGGUGUCCACGGUGCGGUGGAUACGUUUAUGCUGCUGAGCAAAUGUUGGCACGUGGAAAGGCUUGGCACAAAGAAUGCUUCAAGUGUGGCAACUGUUCGAAACGUCUUGAUUCAGUUAACUGCUGCGAGGGUCCGGACAAAGACAUCUACUGUAAAGUAUGCUAUGCCAAAAAGUUUGGUCCGAAGGGCUAUGGCUACGGGCAAGGUGGCGGAGCCCUUCAGAGUGACUCUUUGGCUAAUGGGGAUCUUGGUCCUAAAACAACUGUCAUUGAUACAUCUGUAAUCAAGGCAUCUCCUGGACAAGGAUGUCCUCGCUGUGGAGGAGUCGUUUUUGCUGCUGAACAGGUAUUGUCCAAAGGACGUGAAUGGCAUCGUAAAUGCUACAAAUGUCGUGAUUGUACCAAGACUCUUGACUCCAUAAUUGCUUGUGAUGGUCCCGAUCGUGAUGUCUACUGUAAGACAUGCUAUGGUAAAAAAUGGGGACCUCACGGCUAUGGAUUUGCCAGUGGAGCUGGUUUCUUGCAAACAGACGGACUUACUGAGCUGGAAAUCUCCCAAAAUCGCCCAUACUACAAUCCCGAUACUACAUCUAUUAAGGCACCUGCUGGUCAGGGAUGCCCCCGAUGUGGUGGGAUGGUAUUUGCGGCGGAACAACAACUGGCCAAGGGUACCAUGUGGCACAAGAAGUGUUUCAAUUGUGCAGAAUGCCAUCGCCCACUUGACUCUAUGUUAGCUUGCGAUGGUCCUGACCGUGAGAUUCACUGCAAGGCUUGCUAUGGCAAAUUAUUUGGACCUAAGGGAUUCGGCUAUGGUCACUCUCCCACUCUUGUGUCUACCAAUGGUGAAUCCACAAUGGCAUAUCCUGAUGCGAGACCAGUGACAGGCCCUAAAGCUGGUAAAGAUGGUGGUUGCCGAAGAUGUGGCUUUGCUGUUUAUGCGGCCGAACAGAUGAUUAGCAAAAACAAAGUAUGGCAUAGGAGAUGUUUUUCAUGCAAUGACUGCCGCAAAUCUCUCGAUUCUACAAAUCUCAAUGACGGACCCGAUGGUGAAAUCUACUGUCGAGGCUGCUACACCCGUAAUUUCGGCAUUAAAGGUGUAGGAUACGGUCUCGGUGCUGGAGCCCUAACCAUGACAUAAGAUCCCCAUUCACUACAACCAUGUGCUUCAUUAGAAUAUACAUAAAUCAUUUAAAAAAAUAUUAGAAAUUAUAAAAAAGAAAGAUCUUUUUGUGCCUACACAUACCUACAGCUAAAAAAAUUUUGUCACUUGCAAGCAUCCAAAAAUGAAUAUGCUUAAUGAAAAUCCUAUAUUUAUUUAAUAUUAAGUGUUGCAAGUAACGAUGUAGGUAUCAAAAAAUACCUAUGUAGAUUCCAUGUGGGAAUCUAUUUUACUAACUCAUUUAUAUGUAAUUUUAUCAACAUCCUUCAUGAUUUUUUUUCUUCCUCAUCACUUCUAGACGCUCACAAAUCGAAAAAAAUUCAGCUGAUCUAUCACUUUUAAGUGAAAAAAAAAUGUUUAAAAAAAUAUAAAAAUUUUCGAUCGAAUAUUAGGAUAGAGCAUUUUAUUAAUACGUAUCAGUAAAACACUAUCCAAAAUCCCCUUUAACCCUUGAAUGUGAAUGAAAAAAUGUAAUUGGAUUCUUUUUCUAUUAUUAUAUUUAUUUCUUUAUAUACUAUUCAUAUUUUAUUCUUCAUUGUAUAAUUUGCAAAACAAAAAGUUGUAUCCACCAAUUUGUUAUAAAAAAAAAUUCAUAGGGAAUUAUUUAAUAAAGCAAUGAUUACAUUUUAAAAAAUAAAUCUAUAAAAUCAAAA